This is a messenger RNA of Magallana angulata, 435 nucleotides long. Its product is annotated as 40S ribosomal protein S17-like. Bases 1 to 411 code for a protein of 136 amino acids. The transcript has 5 exons. NCBI's taxonomy places the organism in Eukaryota, Metazoa, Mollusca, Bivalvia, Ostreida, Ostreidae. Gene Ontology annotation, biological process: translation. Gene Ontology annotation, cellular component: ribosome. Gene Ontology annotation, molecular function: structural constituent of ribosome. The record is from RefSeq and is a predicted model, not a curated record.
AUGUGUGCUCGUGUGAGAACGAAGACCGUCAAAAAAGCAGCUCGUGUAAUUAUUGAAAAAUAUUACACUAAGCUCACUUUGGAUUUCCAUACCAACAAACGAGUAUGUGAGGAAAUUGCAAUCCUGCCCAGUAAGAAACUGAGGAACAAGGUUGCAGGGUUUGUCACUCACUUGAUGAAGCGUAUCCAGAGAGGGCCAGUGAGAGGUAUCUCCAUCAAACUGCAGGAGGAGGAACGUGAGCGCAGAGACAACUACGUCCCAGAGAUCUCCUACAUUGAUCAACAUGACAUUAUUGAAGUUGAUCCAGACACUAAAGAAAUGUUGAAAGCCUUGGACUUCGGAAACCUUCAAGGUCUGCAGGUCACACAACCCAUCACAGCUGUUCAGGGUUACAGACAGCCACGAAUGUAAAAAAGAAAUAAACAAUAAGCCCUA